AUGCUCAUGAAGAAAGCCUUGCUGCUCGAAUACUUCUGGCCCACCAUGAGGGUAGAUGCCCAGGUCAUGGUACUCUGUUGCCCUUCUUGUCAGCACCACGCUCCUGAGCACCACCAACCGACUAAUCUUAUGAUCCCCAUCACUUUGCCAUGGCCAUUCGAGCAGUGGGGAAUUGACAUAAUCGGCCCCUUUCCAAAAGCUCCAGGAUAUUAUGCCUAUGUGGUGGUAGCAGUAGACUAUUUCACCAAAUGGGUCGAGACCGAGCCCCUGAGAAGCAUAACCGGAGUUGCUGUUCAAAAAUUCUUUUGGAAGAACGUGUUGUGUCGCUUCGGCCUGCCCCGGGUGGUCAUCUCGGAUAAUGGCAGGCAGUUCGCAGACAAUCCUUUCAAGGCGUGGUGUGAAAACUUGGGGAUUAAGCAGCAUUUCACCUCGGUUGGACACCCACAAGCAAAUGGACAAGUCGAAAAUUUCAACCGAACUCUCCAUGGACUCAAGACUAGGCUCCACCGGGCUGGAUCGUCCUGGAUGGAAGAGCUCCCCAGUGUGCUCUGGUCCUACCGAACUACGCCGAGGUCAACAACCCAAGAAACCCCGUUUUCCUUAACCUACGGGUCUGAAGCUGUUGUCCCAACCGAGUUCAUCACACCAAGCCCGCGUAUGGCCGCAUAUGCUGCCGAGGCCAAUGAAGAGGAACGACGAGUUGAUCUCGACCUCGCCGAGGAAAAGCGUGAUAUGACCGCAGCUAAGAUCGCCAUUUAUAAGAAUAUCCUAACUGGUUACUACAAUGCUCGGGUCAAGCACUUGCGGUUCAAUCCGAGAGACCUUGUUCUAGGGAAGAACUCAGUUAGUCGAGUUGAAUCUCAGGGUAAACUAACCCCCAAGUGGGAAGGACCUUACCGUGUUGUUGAGUCCAACCAAAAUGGAUAUUGUAAAUUAGCUUACCGAGAUGGCUCUCGAGUGCUCCGGACUUGGCAUGCUGAAAACCUUAAGUUGUAUUACCCUUAA
Molecule: messenger RNA, 1005 nt
Organism: Coffea arabica (coffee)
Lineage: Eukaryota; Viridiplantae; Streptophyta; Magnoliopsida; Gentianales; Rubiaceae
Source: RefSeq, a predicted model, not a curated record